UAGUCUUGUGAAAAGUCACCAACGUAUACAUUUUGUGUUCGUUCGUUUUUAACGAGUUAAUCAGUCAUCGCAAACUCAUCGUUCAGUGAGGUUGAAUCGAAUUUAUAUAAGGUUUACACAGUCGUUCCGAACAAAAUAGUAGUGGAUAAAUUCUCUGGCGGAUUAGUAUAUUAAAACGAGAGUGUGAUAAGAAAAAAAAAGAGUAGCAAAAAUUACAUUUUGCACAAACAGAAAGGCAUAGUUGCAGUGUGUGUCAGAAAAAUUGACAAUAAGCAACAACAACACAAAAAAAAGUUUGUCAAUUUCCGAACAAUUUUCCAAUUUAACUCAAAGAUUUUAAGCGGACCAACCCAUCAUCAAAAUGAGUUAUCCAUUCGGCUCGGGAAUGCCACAGCCAAACAACUCCUCUCCCUAUCCCAAUCCCAAUCAAGGACAGCCACCAUUCGGUGGUGGUUUUACAAAUCAAGGAAUGUAUCCAAACCACCAACAAGCUCCUUAUCCUUCGAAUCCUGGUUAUCCUACUCAGGGCGGCUAUUCAUCUCAACCACCAUAUCCUAAUAGCGCUCCUUAUCCUCAACAAUCUUCUAUGCCUUUCGGUGCAGGCUUUCCGCCAAUGCCUCCGUCUCAAACCAAUUCUUAUCCAUCAUUGCCUCCAUCCCAGCACGGUGGUGCAUAUCCUCCCUCUCAGCAAUGCUAUCCUCCAUCUCAACCUGGAUUCCAAUCGAAUUAUCCUCCAGCUCAAUCUGGGGCUAUGCCGAGUUAUCCACCAGCUUCCCAAUCAAUUUAUCCUACACCGAGCUCUGCAAACAAUGUGUACCCUUCGCAAACACAAUAUCCACCUCCAUCCAAUCAAUCCUUUGCACCAUCGCAAGGAUAUCCUUCGCUACAAAACAGUGGAUUUCAAGCACCGUCGCAGCAUAUUGCAGCAACCCACAUGGCUGCCUGCUUUUCCGAAAUGCAGAGCCAUAAACGUGAAAAUCAUUCGAAGGGUAAUCCGACUGUGGUUCCAGCCCAAAAUUUCGAUCCGGUUGAUGACGCAAAAGCACUUCGCAAAGCAAUGAAAGGUUUUGGAACUGAUGAAGAUGCCUUAAUUGAUGUUAUAUGCCGUCGAAGCAACGAGCAAAGAAUUAUGAUCCUUCGUUCCUACAAAACCAACUUCGGGAAAGACUUGGUGGAAGAUAUCAAAUCAGAAACCAGUGGAAAUUUUGAGAAAUUGUUGGUCGCAUUAUUAACACCAAUUGUUGAUUAUUAUGUCAAGGAAUUGCACGACGCAAUGUCCGGUCUUGGUACCGACGAAGAUGUUCUGAUCGAAAUUCUAUGCUCCAUGACAAACUACGAGAUUCAUACGAUCAAAAAUGCGUAUGAACGAUUGUACGGGAAAAAUCUCGAAUCAGAAUUAAUGUCCGAAACAUCCGGCCACUUUAAGCGAUUAUUGGUGGCAUUGUGUACGGCGAAUCGAGACGAAAGCGGAAGUACUGACAUCGAUGCGGCUCGUCGAGAUGCAACGGAAUUACUCAGGGCUGGAGAGUUACGUGUCGGCACAGAUGAAAGUACAUUCAAUAUGAUACUGUGUCAGCGAAAUUUUGCGCAAAUUAGACUUAUCUGUAACGAGUAUGAGAAAAUAUCUGGUCAUUCGCUUGAGAGAGCCAUAAACAACGAAUUCAGCGGCGAUAUAAUGGACGGCCUUGUUGCUAUUUUACAAUGCACUUCGAAUAAAUCGGAAUUCUUUGCGUCUCGGCUACACAAAAGUAUGGCCGGACUGGGAACCAAUGACAAUCAGUUGAUCAGAUUGAUCGUAACUCGAUGUGAAAUUGACCUGAACGACAUUAAAACUGCUUUUGAACAGAAAUAUGGCAAAAGCUUACGUAGUUGGAUUAAGGGAGACACCUCCGGACAUUACAAACAUGCUUUGUAUGUGCUAAUUGGUGAACAAAGAUCUUCAUAAGUUUCUCUACUUUCCAGCCUUUACAACCUUAUAUUGAUUCGCAUUUUUUAUGGCCGAUGGCUAUAGUGUCUUAGAUAAAACAAUUUUUAUUGACCAAUGAUACAGUAUGUUGUGUCACAAUUUUUAUUAUUGAAAAUGUUUGAAAAAAAAAAUCUAAUUUUUGAGGAUUAAAAUUUUAUCUUGAUGUAGAUUACCA
Molecule: messenger RNA, 2141 nt
Organism: Bradysia coprophila
Lineage: Eukaryota; Metazoa; Arthropoda; Insecta; Diptera; Sciaridae
Gene: AnxB11
Product: Annexin B11
Cellular component (GO): vesicle membrane; nucleus; plasma membrane
Molecular function (GO): calcium ion binding; calcium-dependent phospholipid binding; phosphatidylserine binding
Source: RefSeq, a predicted model, not a curated record